Messenger RNA from Saccostrea echinata, 1701 nucleotides. RefSeq lists its product as uncharacterized. The transcript is spliced from 2 exons. Lineage: Eukaryota; Metazoa; Mollusca; Bivalvia; Ostreida; Ostreidae. The coding region runs from base 157 to 1314 and encodes 385 amino acids. The record is from RefSeq and is a predicted model, not a curated record.
AAGAAUUUACUUGGCAUGGUAGGUCUGGUUUUUAAACAAGGCAUCGAUCCGAAUAGGGCACUUGAAAAGUGCGUUCUAAGUGGAGCGAAUCUUUCAGACGUGGGUAGCUUGUUUCAAUAGAUAAAUCACAUAAAUGAUUUCCAUUUCCAGAUAGACAUGAUGAACGGAUCCACACAAAGUCGGACCAACUCCUGGAGAGAGAAGAACAACAAUGACCCCGAGCAGUCCAGAGCGCAAUGGAGCACACAGUCGUUUACAGCAGAAGACAUUGUCCAGCAGUUUACUCUACCUCAAAUUGUGAAGUGUAAUCAGCAGGCCAUUUUGGUCAAGCGAGAUGUUCCACUACCGAUCAAUCUGGCUCAACCAAUUCUUCUCCACGACAAACGAACUAUUCGAAAGCUUUUGGCCAGGAAUGUUGUUAUGAAUCCUGCAACGCAGCGUUACAGUGAAAAUGACGAAACUGUGGUCAUUCCAGCCGAUUACGACGGUCUUUUUCUGCGUCUGCAGUCCAGAACAGCCAAAGAUCACACAUGCCACAGAAGCAUCGAGUCUUUGGCAAAGUACAAAGUUAGGGCAUUCCUGAACCUCAGUAAAAUGGUGGCUUUCCAACUUUCAAAAAGUCCACAGUCUAACGAACAUCUCCAGAUAAAUUACACACCUGGAAACGUUUUUCUUGUGGAAAAAAUUUUCAUGGGGACCGCUCGCGUGAAAUCGGAAUCAAUCCUUUCUCGAAAGUCAACCCAGCUUCAACAAAUCAAGUACCUGAAAUGUAAAGACGAAAAGGAUGUCGAUGUUCUUAUCCCGAUGUCACAGCCAGGCGAGUUUAUUGAGGCUCUGCCAAGUCCCGUGGGUAAUGGUCGAAUGUCUGUAAAUGCUGAAAAUCUGAUUGCUACGCAGAAGUUUCCCAUUGUUGUCAGAUUUCUUAGCGGUAGAAACAGACCGCGUCUGACGUCAUUCUCGGGUCUUUUCACGUUGUUAGACUCUUUCGAAGAAACGACCCUUUUUGGUUGCAUUCUAGACCCUCAUGGUUUCACGAUGCUGGAACUUCCGGUUUCUUCGCCUUUGACCUUUCAGUUAGCACUCAACACGCACGAUCUGUAUUCGCACCCUGUGGUCAAAAAGGCAUUGCGUCUAUGUGAUGCAAAAGGACAUGCUUAUUUCAGAGAACUGAAGUAUAAGUUUAAGUUUGCGCAAAGAAUUCUUCAAAUUAGUGGAAGGAAAAUUGAACCGGAAGACGAAAAUGAUCCUGGCGAUCCACCCAGUGCUGCAAAUUCUGCCAAGUUUGGAGUGACAACCACUUACAUUUACUUGUAAAAUCUACAUGUUUAUCUUUUCACGAAUCUGGCUUCAUGGAUAUGGUAAUAUGUUGUAAGUUAAUGUAAAAAUAUAUAUAUGUAUUUAUGUCUAAAUUGGUUCCGACCAAAUUUAUAACAUUGUUUAUAUAUAUUUAAAAUUGAUACUAUAUUAUAUAUUUUGUGCAAUAAUAUUCAUGCUGAUUUAGUACUGUUUAUGUGUGUAUAUAAUAUAAAUAGUAUGUAAAUUUUAUGAAUGGACUUAAGAGCAAAAUGAGUUGAUAUCUCACAUCAGUAUUGGCUUCUAUAUAUAGAUAUACAGGGUAACUUUUUUUCAACCACGACAUGCUGUAAAUGACAUUUGUUGUGCAAAAAUCGUAUUUCAUUAAACAUAUUUUGAGAGAGUUUA